AUGGGUCUCAUCAGCAUUAGCAACCAGACCCCACACAGGGAAACCGAGAAGAUCCCCAAGGAGGUGUCGAGCACCAUUGCGCACAUCAAGAAGCUCAGCGACAGCAACUGGCACACUUGGGAACCUACCUUCAUCGACUGCCUCCAAAGAGUACAUAAUGCGAAGGAGAUACUGUAUGGCACAGUAGCGCCUGGAAACGAGGAAUAUGACGAAGACUUGGAUAAAGCCCUCGUGGGCCUCAUCCACGCCUGCUGUGACAACAGUCCAGACAGCCGUAUCGACACCUACACCAUCAGGGGAGUGGAUGAAGAAGUCCAGCUCGGUAGCACACUCUAUGCCAAACUCAAGAAGGCACUAACGUUGAACGACGCUGUAAAGCGAGCAGGACUGCAGGAUCGUAUUCACACAGUGCGCUUGCACAAUCGAGACGUUGUCAGGCUAGGCAAGGAACUUGAUUCAAUCUGGAACGAUGCGGCACGCCUGGGAAAGCGUUUCGAUGAGGACCUCAAGAAAUCAACUCUCUAUCGCUGCACGGCCCAAGAUUGGUUCUAUGCCAACGCCAUUGACGCACUGAAAACGGCCAGACCAGACUGUAAGUAUGACGAAGCCUACCACGCACUCGCCAAGAAACAGCAGGAUGGUGAGAUCACUGGUCAUAUUAGAGGAGCAGCAAGGGUUGCCACAAGCAUGGACCAGGCGGAGCAAGGACCCAGAGGCAGGCGUGAUCCUCGCAACCCCUCGGCCCCUCCAAAAAGAAAAGGGCAGUUCGAAGUACAGGGAAAGGCACUAGCCCUGGAGUUGGAAGAGACACUUGACGAUGUCCCAGAGGACAACCAGAACACAGGAAAACUAGAGAAUGCCCCAGAGGGCAAUAAGGACACGAAGCAUCAAGACAGCUACCUAUGGCAUGAGAGGUUCGGACACCCAGGACGAGACAAAACAAGACAAAUCUGGGCUCAUUACCUAGGUACCGACGAGGAAAUGGAACAUGAGUUGAAGCACUGUAAUGUGUGCAGCCAAGGAAAACAGACUCGAGCAUGGAUGAGCCAAUCAGAGUCGGAAAGAAUGGAGGCACCAUUAGAGCUGGUACACAUAGACCUGAUGACAGAUUUCAAAGGACAUGCCAACUACCACUAUGCACUAGUUGCUGUGGACGACUUCUCCUCCCUGAUCUACAUGGAACCACUCUGCACAAAGAGUGCUGCACUCAUGGCGCUGAGGAGGUGGAUAGCCAGGAUGGAACAGGCAACGGACAGGAAACUCAAAACACUCCACAGCGACAAUGGAGGAGAAUGGUGCAGCAUAGCAGCUGAAGACUGGCAAACUCAAGAGGGUUUCAAGUGGCAAAAGAGUGUCCCGGGGAUCAGCGUCCAAAAUGGAUGGGCGGAGAGAGCAAUCAGGUCAGUCCAAGAAAAGAUGCGCUCGAUGCUGAUUGGUCGAGCUUGCCCCAGAGAGUUGUGGCCAUAUGCAAUCACAGCAGCAGCACACGUGAUGAACCUUACCCCGUCAGCCACCAAAACCAUUCCCCACGAGGCCUUUUAUGGAACCACCGUGCACAAGCUGGCCCAGCAGCUGCGAGUCUUCGGAUGCUUGGCAUGGGUUCAUGUUCAACAGAAGGACCAGCAAGGCAAGUAUGGGGCUAGAGCAAAGCCAGCCAUCAUGAUUGGGUAUGACAAUGAACACAAAGCAUGGAAGUUUUGCAACCCGGACCAGCCGGCAUCAAUCCAAUGGAGCAACUCAGCAACAUUCCAUGAGGAUAAAGGAUGGAGUGAUCGCCAACAAGAGGCAGUCAGGCCUGUGGUGACCGCGGAGGUCGAGGAGGAGGGUGUCACGCCAGCCAUAGUGGAGGAGGAGACCAAAUCAGAGGCCGCAGUGGAGGAUCUCCUACCAGCCGAAGACAGCACAGUAGGCACCACCAACACAGCAAUACUGAACCUGGACCCAACGCUUGGGGAAGCAAUGGACGGUGAGGACGCCCAGCUCUGGAAGGAGGCAAUACGAAAGGAGCUAGAAGGACUCGAGGCAAUGGGGACUUGGGAGGUGGUGCACCAACCGCCAGGAGUACCACUUGUGGACUCUAAGGUUGUGCUUCGGCUGAAGCUUGAUGCUGAUGGUGUACCUGUUAAGCACAAGGCGCGACUGGUUGCAAGGGGCUUCACACAGAGAGAGGGGAUCGACUACCAAGAAACCUUCUCUCCAGUAGCACCCCUCGGAGCGAUCAGAGCCAUCUUAGCACUAGUGGUGCAGAACAACUGGGAGGUACAUGCUCUGGACAUCACUAUGGCUUACUUGAACUCCACGUUAAAGGAAGCAAUCUACAUGAAGCCACCAGAAGGAUCAGGAGUAGCACCCGGCAAGGUGUACAAGGUAAUCAAGGGUCUAUACGGCCUAAAGCAGUCUGGACGAGAAUGGAAUCAGGAGUUCGACAGGUCUUUGCGACGCAUGGGAUUCUUCCAGGUAGAGUGCGCUCCCUGUAUCUACACCAAGGGACAGGGUGAAGAUAUGGCAAUUGUGGUCUUCUACGUCGAUGAUACAUUAGUCAUAGCACCACGGCUGGAAACGGUCCUAAAGGUUAAGAAGCAGAUUGGUCAGAGAUGGAAGAUGGAAGAUAGCGGUGAGGUCUCUCACUUCCUGGGCAUCAAAAUCAGUCGAGACCGUGCGAUGCGCACCAUGACGAUUGGUCAGUCAGGGUACAUUGACCAAGUGCUGGCAAAGCACCUGGACAAACGUACGAAGCCGACCAUGGUUCCAAUGCAGAGCAUACCGGAGGGAACCCUUGUUGCAAGCGCAGCACAACAGAAGGAGUAUCCGGUGAUUGUUGGCAAGCUGCUCUGGGUUGCCAACAGCACCUGGCCCGACCUUAGUCUCACCAUGGGUGUUCUCGCUAGGCACAUGCGUGAACCAUCACAGGAGCAUUAUCAGGCAGCACAAAGGGUCUUACGCUACCUCGAAAGCACAAGGCAGGUUGGAUUGGUUUAUAGAGCAAGUGAGUCGCAAGAGCCACUGGUUGCACACAGCGAUGCAAACUGGGCAAGCGAUGCCACCAUACAGAGAAGGAGCACAUCAGGGUCAGUGGCGUUAGUGUACGGGAAUCCAGUAGCCUGGAAGUCAGCAACACAAAAAUGCAUGUCAUUGUCCACUGUCGAGGCAGAGUUCAUUGCAGCCAUGGAAGCAACAUGUGAGGUGCUCUUCCUCAAGCAGCUGCUACGCUCAAUUGGCAUUGCCACAGACACACCGACGGUCUACUCGGACAACACUGGUUGCAUACAGGUUAGUAAGGACCCAGCACAGCACUGGAAGCUUAAGCACAUCGACACCAAGUAUCACUUCAUCCGUAACAACAUCCAAGAGGGAAGGGUGCAGAUCAAGUAUGUAGACACCACAAGAAACUUGGCAGACGCACUCACAAAGCCCAUUGGGAGACAGGCAAUGCAGCAAGCAAGAUCUGGGCUACACCUGCAAAUACUGGCAGCAGUGUACGAAAUGGGGUCCCCGAGCUAUGCGACAGUGUUGAAGAAUGGAGGUCACACCUUGAAACAACAGCAUAAUGAACAGGGUACAUAUGCUGUUGAGGGGGGGAGUUGA
This is a messenger RNA of Ustilago hordei, 3585 nucleotides long. RefSeq lists its product as uncharacterized. Gene Ontology annotation, biological process: DNA integration. Bases 1 to 3585 code for a protein of 1194 amino acids. The transcript has 2 exons. Gene Ontology annotation, molecular function: nucleic acid binding. The record is from RefSeq and is a predicted model, not a curated record. NCBI's taxonomy places the organism in Eukaryota, Fungi, Basidiomycota, Ustilaginomycetes, Ustilaginales, Ustilaginaceae.